Molecule: messenger RNA, 4189 nt
Organism: Linum trigynum
Lineage: Eukaryota; Viridiplantae; Streptophyta; Magnoliopsida; Malpighiales; Linaceae
Source: the annotation of a GenBank genome assembly
UUGGAGUUUGGGUAAAAUCAAAGAUACGACGUACCUUGAGUUAAAAAAGCUAUCUAGACUUCGAAUUGACCAGAGUUUGGCAUCUAGUACUAUUUCUACACCUUUAAAGAUUAAAAUCUAGGUUUUAAUUUUAUAAAUCUCAUCCACUAAGAUCAAUUUAAGUGGAAACAAAAAUCUACGGUCAUGAUUUAUCGAAAUUUAUGCAACAAAUUACAUGCACAAUCUUAGGGGUUAGGCUCUAUAAUUUUGAAAAUUAAGACCUAUAGUUCACUUAUCAAGGGUUAGAGUAUAGUAUCAUGCCAAAAAAUUCGGUUAAUUUGAAGUCUAAAUAACGUUUUCUUCCUCAGAAUAUGUCCUACCCUAUAUUUUACCCACAUUACAAUAAAAGCCACCUUAAACUAUAUAUAAAUUUGUCACUAAUAAAAAAUAAAUAGAGUUAUAUUUCAUUGCACUAGCAUGUUGUAGUCAUCCGCAACUUCUGAUUAAUGAAAGUUGAAUAGAUUCCCGUAUAAAAAAAAAAAAAACAAGUUACAGUGUAUAUUGCAUAAUAUAAAUAAUUUGAGAAUGUUGGGUGAUGUUCCAAAUAUUGUAAGCACGUUGGUAUAAAUUUCAGAAAUUGUGACACGACAUAUAUUAUUUAGAUAUUUAUUUUGAGUAUUUCAUGCACCAAGAUUUUAUGAACCACCAUUUGAAAAAAAAAUGUAAACCUUUAUCUCCACGUGAUUCAAAAUUAGAUAAAUAAACCAUUAUGAGUGCUAAGAUAAAAAAAAAUUUUGAAAUUUUAUAACAUUAUCAUGUUAUACAUUUAGCCAAAAGUUAAUACCUCUCAACUAAGAGUUGAAUGUUUUCACUUAUAAAUUAACUCAUAUCGUAUUGAUCGAUAUCUUGGGUGUCCCUCCCGGAGGGACUAAAUUAGCUUUGUAUAUACGAGUCAAACUAUACAUUCGGGUCAUAAACAAAGAAUAACAAAAAAAAUUGAAUAAUAUAUGAAAAUAAUUCAAGUAUGACAAUAAAUUAUUUAAAACAAAUGUAGCUUAUGCAAGAAAUUAAUGAGAGUUUCAAGAAUAUGAACAAAAUGUUUCUAAAUUCCCUUAAUAUUAAAAUGAAACUCACCUUGGCCGGAAUCAAAGCUAGUACGAGUAAUUAAGUGGGAAGAAGAAAGGUCAAUUAAAAGAUUUGUUGCAAUUGUAUGGCGAUUUAGCUUAUAAUGUCAUAAAUCAAUUGCCGAAGGAGCUACCACAGUUGAGUUAACAAUGGUGAUUUGGGAUUGGACUAAUAAGAUCUAUAAAUGUAAUGUAUUUGCCCCAACCGUAGACAUCAAUCACUCAAUCAAAACCCAACUGCCAUAGAGAUCUCGCUUUCUUGUUUCACAAGCAAAUCCCCACAAAAAGAAUCCAUACCACCUUCAAUCAACACAAAUGCUGGCCUUAGCAAGUAACGGAAACAAGCCACUCACCGUGAAGCUCACCGGCGUCCCAAUCCUGGUCCCGCCGGCGCAGAAGACGCCGACGGGCAUGUACUUCCUGUCCAACCUCGACUACUGCGACAUGAUCAUUUACACCUUCUACACUUACACUAAGUCGACGGAGAAGGGCAACGAAAUGGCCGGAGAAGUCAUGAAGGAUGCGUUGAGCAAGGUUCUCGUUCACUACUACCCCGUCGCCGGCCGCCUGACCGUCGAUGGGUCGGACGGGAGGUUCGCCGUCGAUUGCACCGGGGACGGCGCCGUUUUCGUCGAGGCGGAGGCGGAUUGCGACCUGGGGAGCGUUGACCUGUCGAAGCCCGACCACGUGACACGUUCCAAGUUGGUGUAUAAGGUUCAUGAUGCCAAGAGCUCCAUUGACAUUCCUCCUUUGAUGGCUCAGUUGACCAGGUUCAAAUGCGGUGGAUUCGUGGUUGGGGUUUCUUGGAACCAUUUCCUCGGAGACGGCAUAGCAGCAAUCGAGUUCCUCAACUCGUGGGGGGAAACGGCACGAGGGUUGCCGCUUUCCGUCCCUCCUUUCCUCGACAGAACCUUGCUCAAAUCGCGAGUCCCGUUAAAAAUCGACUGCCGACACUCCGAAUACGACGACUUGGAAGACAAGUCGUCGAGUAGUCUCAACGAGUCUGACAAAGAGCCAGUCGUCUUCGAGUACGCCCACUUCACCGGAGAGAAGAUUCGCAAGAUCAAGGAACGAGUCCUCCACCAUGGCGCCAGAGGCGGAGGACUCGUCACCAGAUGUAGCACUUUCGAGGCGGUGGUGGCCUUCGUGUGGAGGGCUCGAGUCAGGGCCCUGAAGAUGGCGCCCGACCAGGAGACCCGGCUCAUGCUGGUCAUCAGCGCGAGGGACCGGCUCGAGCCGCCACUGCCCAGAGGGUAUUUUGGGAACGCAAUCAAGAUGAUGACCACGGGCACGUGGUUGGCACGUGACAUUAUGGACAAACCGGUUUCUCACGCGGUCAAGAAGAUUCAAGACGGAAUCACUAACUGUAACGACAGGAUCAUAAGGUCUACUAUAGACUAUAUUGAAGCCACCGGAGCUACACGACCUUUAGGGUUUACCAUGAUUGCAACCGCAUGGUACAGAAUGCCUAUGGAUUCUACGGAUUUUGGGUGGGGCAGACCAUCACGGGUUGAACCGGUCGAGUCACCACAGUAUGAAUCGAUCACAUUUCUAGCUCACGAUAGGGAGGUGAAGAGCUUAAAUGCAUUUAUUGGACUACCUGUUUCUGCUAUGAAGACUUUCCAAGAGUUGGUGGGACAAAUUUAAGGGUUAAAAUGCACUUAUGUUGCAUAUAAGUCGAAUUACAAUUACAAUUGCUACUAAACUACAUAAAUAAAAUUUUUGUGGCACCGUCAUAAUUUUCAUUCACUCCAAAACACGUCUCGAUAAUUACACACUUACAUCAAAUUUCUUAUUUAUAAAUCAUGGAUCUCUCACAUACUUUAUCCAUGUAGAAUUUCUCUUACGGCAUUAAAGCUCUCAUUUAAACCCAUAAUGAAGUCAUACAACAUCUCUCUAUUCUUGGACUCCCUUGACUGUUUUUGGAUAUCGCAGGCACAGAACCUGCAGGAGCAUUGUGGUGGUGGAGAGAUUGCUUAGAAAUGAGAUGGAAAUUUUAAAUUAUUUUAUUUUUAAAUUACCACGUCACACAUUUAACGGUCAACUUUUAGAGUUGAUCGCCAUGUAAGCAAAAGUUAAUGGAGUUGGACGGAGAGUGACCAAACGUGAACCGUUUCAGUAAACUGAAGUACAACCCAUGGAUUUAAAUAUUUCGAGUGAGCAAAUUUGAACGUUGUUUGUAAUCUCAGUGACCAACCAUGCAAUUAACCCUAUAUAUAUAUAUAUAUAUAUAUAUAUAUAUAUAUAUAUAUAUAUAUAUGGUGACUACUUCGGCGCACUCACAAAAAUGAGUGCGUUCAGUGCACCCAACUCAAAAACUAGUCUUAAGGAGUCGGAUUUUGAAUUUUAAUUUGUAGAAUUAGUAUAAUAUGAUGAUAUAACAUAUAAUAACAACUAAUUAGCGGAUUACCCUAAGCCCUAGACCUCCAAUUUUGAGUUCUAUCACUAAACCCCAAACUGUAAACCCUAACCCUAACCCUAGAUCUUUAAACUCUAAAUCCUUCAAAUUAAAGCAAAUCUUUCAUGGUUUUUGUGCAAAUUCAUGUGCGUUAUUAUUCAUCACAUCAUAAGUGAUGAUUGACAUCAUUUUGACAUAAAUCUCAUGUUUUAAAUGACGAUUAUGAAGCGAGUGCACUGAAUGCACCCAAAAAAGUGAGUGCACCGAAGACGCCACCAUAUAUAUAUAUAUAUAGUGACUACUUCGGUGCACUAAAAAAAUGAGUGCGUUCAACGCACUCAACUAAAAACUAGUCUUAAGGUGUCAAAUUUUAAAUUUUUAAUUUGUAGAAUUAGUGUAAUAUGAUGAUAUAACAUAUGAUCACAACUAAUUAAUGGAUUACCCUAAGCUCUAGACCUCCAAUUUUGAUUAUAUCCCUAAAUCCCAAAUUUUAAACCAUAACCCUAACCCUAAAUCUCUAAAUUCUAAAUCCUUCAAAUUAAAGUAAAUCUUGAAUGGUUUUUGUGCGAAUUCAUGUGCUUUAUUGAUCAUCACAUCAUAAGUGAUGAUUGACAUCAUUUUGACAUGAAUCACAUGUUUAAAAUGAUUGUUAUGAAGCGAGUGCACUGAAUACACAAAAAAAAAAUGA